CGAUUGACGCCGUAAAUUAUCGCCAAUUGAUCUUAAUUCUCUCUCUCUACGCCUUAUUUUUUUUAGGAAAAGGAGUCUCUGGUGAGGAUCUUAGCUGUACAGACCAAUAUCAAUCCCUUGAGAGAUCUGUACAUCUCUCUCAACCACCAUCUCUGUUUGUUCCCAGAGAGAGAUAGGCGAGUGGUUUUUCGAUCUGGUAAUCGUAACCGGUUCAAAGUCUGCUGCUAGAAACAGUAGAAAAGCUGUCGUGUUUUAUCUUCUGCUGAUUCAGCUUUAAAAAUGGCAUAUCGAGCUAAGGAGGAUGAGAAAAAUGAACGGGUAAUCCGCGGCCUGCUCAAACUUCCUGAGAAUCGCAGAUGUAUUAACUGUAACAGCCUGGGACCACAAUAUGUAUGUACAAAUUUUUGGACUUUUGUCUGCACCAACUGUAGUGGAAUACAUCGCGAGUUCACACACAGAGUAAAAUCAGUAUCGAUGGCUAAAUUCACUUCACAGGAAGUUGCUGCUCUUCAAGAAGGGGGAAAUCAGCGCGCAAAGGAAAUAUUAUUUAAAGAAUGGGAUCCACAACGUCAGUCAUUUCCCGAUAGCAGUAAUGUUGAGAGACUACGGGACUUCAUUAAGCAUGUUUAUGUGGAUAGAAGGUUCACUGGUGAGAAGAACUUUGACAAACCUCCGAGGGGAAAGAUGGGUGAAAGGGAGGAUGUUUACGAGAACAGGAGGAUUGGCGCAUAUCAAGGAGAGUCUCGAAGUCCCCCAUAUGAGGAUACAUACGAACGCCGUUACAGUGAUAGAUCUAGUCCUGGUGGAAGAAGUGAUGACAAGAAUUCAAGAUAUGGCUAUGAUGAAAGAAGGAGUCCUGGAUAUGAGGAAAGUCGGCAGUAUAAUGAUUAUAGGAGAAGUCCCGCUCGCCCUGAGGUUGUCAAUGAUUGGCGUCGAGAGGAUAGAUUUGGAAAUGGAAGGAAACUUGAAGACUAUAGAACUUCUGAUGGAGAUCCAAAGCUGGGAGGACGGUCACCUGAGCGACCGAGAGAUUUUGAGACUUCUAGUCCCCCUGUGGUACGACCGGUCAGAGAAAUUUUAGGGGAGAAUGUAGUACCCCUUCGAAUAAGUGAACCACCAAAACCAAACUUGGGCAAGGCCGCUGACCGUUCUGAACCAACACAGUUGCAGAAAACUGCAUCUUCCAGUAGCUUGGGUCCUGCAAAUGGCAAACCAGCAGAAGUUAAAUUGGAGACUACUGGCAGCUUAAUUGAUUUUGAUCCGGAUCCUGAACCUCCUCUUACUGCACCUCCUCCACAGGCACAAUCUGUUGCACAACCGUCAAGUUCUAACAAUGAAAACAAUUGGGCUUCUUUUGAUUUUGCCCCCAAGGUGAAAUCAUCUCAAGCUGCGUCGAACAUGAACCCACUUGAAUCUGUUCUCUCAGAAUUGUCAGGCCCCGCAUCUGUGCCUGGCCAUAUAUCGGCAACGGCAAUACCGAGUGUUGCUGGUGUUUCUGUAGCUGCAUCUACGGGAAAUUUGACAGCAUUACCAAUUACUGGUGCCUCUCCUGUCUUACCUGCAGGGCACAUGCCAGUGUUACCCUUUAAUGGUGGUGCUUCAGCUGCAGGCCAAUGGACUAGCAUACAGCAUCAGCAACCUUUAUUUACUGCUGCUGGUAGUCAGUCUGCCACUCAACAAAUUAACCCAUUGGCUAAUGGAGCCCCAGCGAUACAGUCAUGGAAUCCUUUGCUCACCCAGGCUGCACAAGGCCCUCUGAAUACACCAGCUACUGCAGCCCCUCAACCUGUCUCAAAAGCUCUGCCUGAGGAUCUUUUUACUCCAACCUAUCCAUAUUUUCCAACAAGGGUUCCUGGGUGGCAAACUGGUCCUCCACCUCCUAGUCUAGUUUAUAGUAUGCAAUACAAUACCGCUGCGCCUAUGCCAACGUUCUAUCAGACAUCAAAGUCGACAAAUCCCUUUGAUCUUAACAAUGAACCAUCCUCAGUGCAUGUGCAAACAUUUCCUUCAAUGGCAUCCUUGCAAGGCUCUCUUCCAAGUUUGCCACCCUCUUCAGGCUUAAUGCAUACAUCCAACCUUGGUACUCCCUCACCGUCAUGGCCGCCAUCCCAACAUUCACCUUAUCCAUUGGCAAUACCUACCCAGGGACCAACUUUUGCAAACGCAAUGCCUCCACGGCCAUACAUGGUGCAACCAACAACGCAAGUUCCCAAUAAUAUGCCACUUUCUGGGCAUCAAGGCAUUGGUGGCUUCGGCAGUGAAGGAGGUGGUUUUGGCUCUGUAAAUAUGGAUCAACAGCUGGCUGGUAGAUUCUCAGCCCCUUCUACCCCUCAACCUUUCUCUUCUGUCGGAGGGAACCCAUUUGGAUAAAUAUGAGAGAAACGCUUGAAUCCUAUUUAAUUUAAGAAUCAACUUGCUGCUACCCUAGUUACUGUUUGGUGUAAAGUUUUGGUUGCUUAGAUGUAGUUAAAUAUGGUCCAGCCGAGGAAAGAUUUCUCAUGUCCAUAUUGGUCAAAUGUCCAAAUUAGCCGUGGGGGGAUUGGUUUUGAAGUUCGGAGAGAGACUGUGACUGGCGCAGCAGUAAAUGAUUUAAGUAUAGUGCUUCCUCCAUGAGGAUUUAGGUGAUUUUUUUAUGGAGUUUGUGGUAUCUGGUGCUAAUUGUAAUAUUUCAGUGUGAUCAUAAGAAGUUGCUGUUGCACUCUAUUUGUAUUAUAUAUUUUCCUCCUUGAUUGUGUUGUAAAAUAUUUUGCAAUCUCAUUAUUAUGAUGAGCAAUUUUAGUCUGAAAAGUUGUGGAAGAAUUAUGAAGGUUGAGAACAGUUUGUUUGAUACAGGUAUUCAAUAUUGAAAUAUUUUUUUCCA
Molecule: messenger RNA, 2860 nt
Organism: Tripterygium wilfordii
Lineage: Eukaryota; Viridiplantae; Streptophyta; Magnoliopsida; Celastrales; Celastraceae
Product: probable ADP-ribosylation factor GTPase-activating protein AGD14
Exons: 14
Coding region: 280-2370 (696 amino acids)
Molecular function (GO): GTPase activator activity
Source: RefSeq, a predicted model, not a curated record